AUGGGCUUUAAAGAGGAAGGAGGUCUUGGCAGAUAUGGACAAGGAAGAUCUGACAUUAUUGAGACUUCUCAACAGCGUGGAAGGCGUGGUCUGGGUUUCAGGGUUGAAGGCUUUGAUGACAAAGAUUUUUCAUGGGAAGAGGAAGAGGAAGUAAGAAUUCUUGUUUUAAUUUUAACUUUCAAUUAAUACAUCUUAUUUGCUUUAAGCACCACAGUGUAUAAUCCACACUUGUCACAUGAAUCAUAUUGUAUUGUUAUCUUAUCUUGGAUUUUUUGUUUUCAUUUGUUAUUAUUAUUCUUAUGAUUUUAUUAUUAUCAAUUGUUAUUUUUUUAUUAAUGUUUUUUCUGCUAGGUAGUCAUAGUAGAGCACAGGACAUGCAUUCCAUCAUGUCCCAGACCUCCACCAACAAGAGAAGAGAUGGAGGACUGGGUUGGAGUUAGUAAGGUAAAAUUAUGAAGUUGGGCAAUGUCUUCUCAUUACAGCAAAAUUAGAUAAAUUCUUGGAGACUGAUUUUUGUAGCAGGGGUUUCUUUAGAGAUGGCUUUGAAUGCUAGUUACAGGUAAAAAGGUAAUUUCUAUUUAAUUGAAAUGAUUUAAAUGGAAUACUCCUUUUCUUCUAAAUAUUCAUAAUUACUAGCCAAAAAAAAUUUGAGUGAAAUGAUUACAGGAAAACAAAUUGCAUAUUUUUCCAGCUACCCAAGAUAUAGUGAAGAACAUUAUGUUAAAUUAUUUGAAUUAUUAAUUGUUUACUGAGUAUACAAUUGAACAUUAAAUGUGUUGUACCCAAUUUCUAGAAAAAAUUGUUUAUUGAUGAUGAAACAGAAUUCUGCAGUGAGGAGGUUCUAUCAGAGGUUCUCAAGAGCAAGGUAGAGUUUCCUAGAUAUUUUCCAGUAUUAAGAAAAAUCUUUUGUUUAGUUCUCUCUUGAUUUUGACUUCUGUUCAGAUUUUUAAAUUGAGAGGCAGUAACUGAAAUAGUGCUUUCUGGAAGUCAUCAACAGAGUCAAGUGGCUGACUUUUGGACAAUCUGAGCAGAAGUCAUUAUUAGAGUCAAGUAACUGACCUCUUGACAACCUGAGUGGAAAUUAUCUUCAGAGUCAAGUGACUGACCUUUCGACCUUUCAACAACCUGAGUGAAAAUCAUCAUCAGAGUCAAGUGACUGACUUUUUGACAAUCUGAGUGACAGUCAUCAUGAGAGUCAAGUGAUUGUCAUGAUGAUUUCCACUCAGGUUGUUGAAAUGUCAGUUACAACUGCUGAUAACAUCUCAGGACUGCACUGUGCUGGACAAUGAAACUACACUUUCACAUGUUACCCAAUGGUUUGACAAUUUACGAUUUAUAAUGUCAUUAAAUCCUGUUUACAGACUGUUUUCGAUGCUCUUAGUGGAGAUGAGUUCCUCAAAGCAAGAACACGAGCCAAUCCAUAUGAGUUUAUCAGAGGGGCUGUCUUUCAAAACAGGUAACACAAAGAAGACUGCUCUAAUGUCAUGGGUCAGUGGGAUUAAUGUCAGUAUCUAAGCAACUGGGCACUCACCCCUCCCUUAACCUAAUACUAAGCCUAACUUGUAGGGGUUGGUGUGUAGUUGCUUGAAUACUGACAUUGAUUCCUGGAUUCCCUAAAUGUGAAAGCUAAUUCUCUUACCUAGUGAUGACUGCAUUUCCUGGUGGUAUAGUUCAGAGAAUUAAGCGUCACAUCAGAGCAUCCUCUUCAUGAUUAUUUUGGCAAUUCUCGUGACCUUCUUUGUCAAUAAGGUAUUAAAAUAUAGUGAGAGUGUAUGUGCUGAUCACUUUUGGCAUCAAUGGUAGAUGAAGCCUGUCAUUUUCAGAAUUUCUGUCAAUGAUGUGUUAUUUUCCUUAUUAACAGGGCGGCAAUGAAAAUGGCGAACAUGGACUCUGCUUUUGAUUUCAUGUUUACCAACCCGAAGAAUGACAGAGGAGUAAGUAAUGAAACAUGUUACACCCUUUGAUUCUGUAAUUAACCCAAGGGCUCUUAAUCCCUUAUACCCCAGCAUCAGUAAGCAUAUUCUCCAUACUGUUCUCUAAACAUUUCCUGAGGUGCUGACAAGGAGAUUUUGUUUACUGAAUAAAGCUUUUUUGUUGGUAAUCAUUUCCUUCAUUCUCAUGACCUUAAUGUGUGAUUCAGGGGUGAUAUUGUAGGGAGAAAUUAGACGCCAGUCACUGUUAGGGUUUCAAAGGUUAAUCCCCUCUCCUUGGGGGGGAGAAUAGUUACAUCAGAAUGAACAACUUUAGCUUGUCUAGGAAGAGGGUUUUUCUGGCAGCCUGUAAAAUUCAUAAACUUGCCCGACUUUGGAUUGCUUUCAUACAUUAACCCUUAACUCCCAUGAGUGACCAAGACAAAACUUCUCCUUACAAUAUCAACACAAUAUCAAGUGGAAAAGUGAUGAGAAUAAAGUAGAAUAUAAUCUAGGGGACUUUAAGUUGAUCCAAUGCUAAAUUCUCCCAAUAAUAUCAAAAGAAUGUAUGACAGACAGUGAGAAGAAUUACCAAUUAGAUCUUUGGAGUGAGAUGCUGAAGCAUUUCCUGUUUCAAUGUUUCAUUUUGUUUUUGUGUUCAGAAGCCUGGCACUCAAUUAACCCUUCAUACCCUAACAUCAGAAGGCAUAUUCUCCAUUCUGUUCUCUAUACAUUUCCUAAGGUUCUGACAGGGAGAAAUUGUUUAAGAAUCAAGAGCUUAGUUGAUGAUCAUUUCCUUUAUUCUUCUGACUUAAGUGUUUGAUUAAGGGGCAGAACUGUAACUCUGACAUUAUUUUUCAAUUUUUAUUGUAGAGGGAUGUGGUUGGACCAAAUGAUUUAUUAUACUUUGCGGAUAUUUGUGCCGGACCUGGUGGUUUUUCAGAGUAUGUUCUGUGGCGAAAGGGCUGGCAAGCUAAAGGAUUUGGCUUCACUUUAAGAGGUACUGACAGGUCUUCUUGCCAAGGCCUGUUGACUACUUUUUAGUUAAAAAUGAUAAGAAAUGUUGAAAUUAAUUGUGGUGGAUCAUUCUGCUUAUCGAAGAAAUGUAAGUUAUUGGGCAAGUAUAAAUCUACCAGUGUUGAACUUCUGUCACUAAUAUUAAAUGUUGCAGUCUGAUUGGCUACAAUACUUGCAAUAUCUAGAUCUAAUCCGUAAUAGACAUUGAACAAAGUGAACAGCCUGCCAGUGUGAGAUUGUGAAUAAAAUAAUACAAAAAAGCAUCAGCAUGUCUGGAUGUGAUCUUUUUUUUUCUUGAUCUCUAGCUGUGAUAGUUGGUUAGGGCUUUCUCCUCAACCAUAACACAGUAGAAAUCUUUCACAUAAUCUGAUUGUUCAAUAUGACUGGAUGCUUACAUAAUUGCCACAUUAUAAUUCUAAUUUUCAUUCAUCCAUCAUUAUUUACAUCACACUUUUCCUUCAAAGGUGACAAUGAUUUUAAGCUUGAAGAGUUCUUAGCUGGAACGCCAGAAACAUUUGAGCCACAUUAUGGUAAGAGGAAAAAUUUUGAGAUUGAAGUAAUGUUUCUCUCUCAUGGGGAAGAGUCUCCCAGUAUUUGAAGUUAAUUUUGAAUAUAAAAUUUUUUGCAUACUGAAUAAUUUGAAUGUACUUUAGGAGCAAAUGAUGAUGGAGACAUCUUCAAUGAAGAUAAUCUGAUUGAGUUCAGAAGAUUUGUGAUGGAGUCAACUGAUAACAAAGGAGUUCAUUUUGUGAUGGCAGAUGGUGUAAGUUAAUUUCAGAACAGAUUGUUUUGACAAUUUCAUGUUGAUAUCAACCUGGAUCUUUGUGCAACUGAUACUUAUAAAUACAUAUGGCACAGUGUUAACCCUUUAGCUCCCAAGAUCUCAUUAGUAAAUCUCCUUACUGUGUCCCAUACAAUUCAUAUGAAGUUAGUUUGGAGAAUUUGGAAUUGGAUCAAUAUAUAAUCCCCUAAUUGAUGUUUUCCUUUAUUCUCAUUACUUGUCUGCUUGAUAUCGUACUGAUAGUGUAAGGAGAAAUUCUUUCUAAGUCACCAGUGGGACUUAAAGGGUUAAACAGCCAUUUUUCAUGCUUCUUACUAACUGAGUUGAAGGUCUGUACCAUAAGUUACAAAAAGACUUUUUAUGCUCAGAUUUAUGGCCUAAGCAUGAAGUGUGCAGGCCAUAAAUCCGAGUGGGAAAAGACAAGGUUCCAUACAAACAAUAUUUAAUCUCUGAUUUCAAUCAGAGGGGGAAAAUUCUAAUUCAAACAAACUUUAUAAUACAGUGGGCCAUAUUGAGAUAUAUAUCCAGAAAAAUCAACAGUCAUACCAUACAUUAGACAGAUAAUGAUUCACUCAACAAGCUCAAAUUUUUCCAUUUUUUUACUUUAUCACUGCUCUGAGUACUUUGGAUACUGCUGGUUUGAGCAUGCAUGAUUCUCCACACAUAAGAUCCUUCUAAUAAUAGUAGCAUGCUUACAAAUUCUCUGCAGCUCUAUUGACAUCUAGUCUUUUCCUACAAAACUGGAAUGUUUGAAGCUCAAAAUUACAAGGAACUCAAGCCUUUUUCUUCUCCUCAACUUGUGACCAAUUUUUAACACACACUCUCUUCAUUCAUGUAAGAUUACUCUUUUUUUGUUGGCAGGGUUUCUCUGUGGAAGGGCAGGAAAAUAUACAAGAGAUUCUCAGCAAACAGUUGUAUUUAUGCCAAUUCCUUUGUGCAAUAUCUAUACUAAGACAAGGUAAGGAAUCUUUAUUCCUAAUUCAUUGAACAUGGCGGUCAAUUUUUCAGAGAGUGGCUUAAACGGAUUUUACAAUGAAACAGCUCUAAUUUUGUCAUACCCUCUCUGAUUUUAAGGAGGCCACUUUGUCUGCAAGUUGUUUGGCGUGUUCACUGCGUUCAGUGUUGGUCUUGUGUACCUAAUGUACCGAGCAUUUGAUGAGGUAUAUGUCUUCAAACCUGUAACCAGCAGACCAGCUAACUCAGAGAGGUAUGUGUUCAAAUAAACAACAAGCAGUUCCUCCUUUCCCAGUCAUUAAUGCUUUGCUAGCAUUCCAUUUUUUAAAAUUUUUUGUGCAGCUGUCGUUGUUCUACAUAAAGGGGUUUUAUUCAAGGUUUUUCUGGUUUCUGACACAAAUUAAAUCUGGAUUCAGUGGACGAGGUGAAUGUUAUUCAAUGUGACUUUAACUUCUUAGAACCUUUCUUAAAGAACUAUGUGACAAACAGUAGUGAGAAUUGAUAUUUUGAACUGGUUUACUUAAAGAAUGUAAUAUUUCCUUCAUAUAGAUAUCUUGUAUGCAAAGGUCUUCGUGGAAACAUUGAAGCUGUUCAUGAGCACAUGUUUAAUGUGAAUGUCAGAAUUAAUAAAUUAAAAGCUGGAGCUGUGGAGGAUGUAAAUGAGGUUUGCUAUUCAGUUUAAUGUUACUGUUUUGAAAAUACAGUACUGCUUGGAUAUACGUUAAGCAAUAAAAAUGCACAUAAAACGUGCCAAAAAUUGCAUGCUAGUGCAAACAAUAAAAAAUGUGCAUGUCAAAAAAAUCACACAUGCGUGCAUAAGCUUCAUACAUCUACCUAAUUAGUAUGUAAGAGUUAGGCCUUUUGUUUUUUUAUUGUGGAUGGUUUAUCAUUUUAAAGAAUAGGAUGUAACUUUAACUAAUGUGUUAGGGGUUCGUAACUUACUCUAUGAACCAAAAACAUGAGAAUUAUCAUAUGAUGAAAUAUUUAUUUUUAAUAAUGUGCCCACUAUGACUGACGCACAUUGAAAGGAGAACAAGUAAGUUAGAGAUCAACUUUUACUUCAGAUGUAAGCACUUUUUGCUGUAAUGCGCAAUAUAAAGAAAAGAGAAGAAUUUUUAUUUUCUGGAGCAAGUUGAGAACUUGAUCAGCUGUAAAAUAGGAUUUUAGCAACAAGAAAAACACUAAAUUUUGGCCAGUCAUGUACAGUAGUAGAGUAUGGUCCACUAAAUUCACCAAAGAAAGCCUUGUACAGUGGGAGAUAAAACAAUAUUAAGUGUUGAUAACUUGUGCUAAAAAGGGAAAUGAACUUCAAGUGUUAUUAUUUGGCUUUUCAGAUUGUCCCAUUGCAUAUCCUGAAGGAAGAUGAAGAGUUCUUGUCAUAUAUGAUUGAAUCAAAUGAAAGGUAUGUGGAACUUGCCUUUACCUUUGACAUCUCAAUGAAACAUGAAUACAAUACUGUGACAUGAACUGCUUGGAAAACAAACAACAUUUUUGUGUUGUACUCUCUGAUUUGUUUUAGAAUUGGAAGGCAACAAUUCAAUGCACUGAAGAAACUAAGAGGUUAUGUCCAGGAUACGUAAGUUUUGAACCUUUGAUUUUAUUUCCCUCAUAAUGAUACAGGAGGUUCUUAAUUCUUAGAAAAGGAAAAAAAAUGUCACUAAUGGGCUACAAGUACAUGUUGGGAAUGUGUCCUGUAGCAAAGUUAAGUUUCUCAAGUCACAAUGCACAAGUUUUUAAACAUGAAUGUAUAUAAUGUAUACAAACUCACCAUGAACAGGAUAUGCUUGAUUGUACUCAGUUGUACAAAUCUGUCUAUCAAAAUCUUAACUUUGUUUGGCUCCAAUCUCCAACAUCCUAUCAUUUUGGUGGAUCCAGAGGUGGUAGGGGGGGGGGGGCUGCAGGUUCUGGACCCCCCUUCCUUCCCAUCAAUCAUGUGGGUUUGUUCCUUACCUGAGACCAAAAUUUGUGGACUAGGAUUGUGGAUUUUUAAUUGUUCCUUGUUUCAGUAUGUAACUGAGUUUGCUUCUUAGGACGUUGAUGGGUCCUUAUGACCAAGGGGAUGUCAAGAAAAAGUGUUUAAAGCAGUGGAAGGUAAGAGAACUUGUUUUAUUACAGAAGGAGAACUGCUAUGAUGCAAAAAUCUUCCCUCCUUUGAAACCCCAUGGAAAAUUGUCCUAAGGUACAAGAGCCACUUAUUGCCCAUCUUUUACUUUUGAAGAGGUGCUUUAAAACUAUUAAGUGUCUUGCCAUGAACACAACAGAGUCUCUUGUAGCCACCUGUCGCCUGUAGCUCUGAUUCUCCUCCACUGUCAAUCAUCACCCAUCACUCGUCCUGACUCUCUCUUUCCUUCUCCUGAAUCCCCUACCUACAAAACUUCCUAGUGCAUCCAUAGCUUUUUCCAUACAGUAAUCCCCAACCAGUAAAUAAGGUAUAUGUUUUUUGCAAUCAUUUUCAGGUUCCUGAGCAAGCCAGCAAGAGCUCAAAGGACGCCAGAUCCUGACCUUAAAUUUGAUGAGCUUUGGAAGGUAUUUAGAUUUGUUUUUACAUGAGGACCUGCUGAUUAAUUUUGUUCAAUUUUUCAUAUCAUUCACCAAAUUAGUUUUCCUUUUUUCUAGGGAAAUGAUGAUGAUCAUUGCUUUGACUCUGAAGCUACAGUGUUAACUUCAAGGAACAUCCAAAACCUUAAGUGUCUGUACAACUACAAGUGCUUUGUGUCAGGAGGGGGAAGGUUCUUUCUUAUGGGCCUUGGGGUAAGUGUCAUGUGGGGAAUGUUAUGCACCCAUUUGCCAUCACCCUGUCAUGUGAGCAUGUCACCAGUGGGCACUUUGAGCGUGCCUUUUUUUCAUAGUCUAUUUGCCAAGAGGUCACAGUUAUUUCCUCAAUAACUCACUUAAAAUUUUCCUUUUUUGACAAAAAUAUUAGUAUAUCAUUUUAUUUAAGAAUGAAAGCAUUUUUUCAUUCUGAUUUUUAACCACAAAGAAAACAAGCUAAAGAUGUGAUGUAUGAAAGAUAAUUUUUAAUAAUAUUGAGAUGAAACAUGGUUGAGAGUUUAUGGGAAAUCUUGUUGAUAUAAAAAGGUGUGUGAAAGAGGAAAAAUGCUUAGUCAGAAGUGAUCAAAAUGUUGCUCUUGUUUACAACUUCAGAAAGUUAUUUAAUAAACAGAAGAUGAGUUGGGAGUGUUAUCUUGAUCUAGCACCAAAUUCUCUCAACUAAUUUGCAAGGAAAUUUACAGUACCUUGAAAGGAGAAUUAGGACUUAGAUCUCAGAUACCAGGUUUAUGUUGAUAGUAAUGAAGGAACAAGUUUUAAAUUCCUCAGUUUUCCUUCUUAUGACCAGAUAUUCUCAUAGUUUCUGUGAUAAUUUUUUUCUGAUGAUUUUGUUUGGUUCUAGCGAGGUAACAUCUACAAAUGGAAUGGCAAGCCAAACUUUGGUAGCUCAACCAGGUGGCACAAACUGGAGAAUUUUCAGCUCGAACUUCCUCGGGAUACUCUGAUUGAGGUGGAAAUAGUGCAAGAGCUUCGUGGAGAAGUAAGUAUUGACAAAAAAAAUUUCAGGAAAAAUGUUCACAUUGAGAAGGUUGUUUUUGUUAUUCUUAUUUUUAUUUUUGGGUUAAUAAAGAGCAAUAUUAUGUCCUAAACUAAUAAGUAGAUCCUUUUCCUUCCCCCCCCACCCUCUUGAAAGGGACUUAAAUUUAACUGUUCUGUUGUGAAAUGAAGGCUACUUUUCAGCUAAUGUCACACAACACUUUGCUCCGGAGAAGUGUUGCAUGACAAGCUAAGUGAUAAGCUAGUGUGUGGAAAGGUACAUUUUAACAGAGGUGUUUGAUACCAGAGAAUUCAGGUGUGGGUGCUUUUAUCUCCUGUUAUAAGGGCAAAGGACAGAGAAGAUCUGCAGCAGUUCAUAUUGUGGAUGCUGUCAUUCUUGGAGGUAAAGAUGUGAGGAGUAAACACUAUCACGAGAGGUACAGUGUGAAUUCUGAUGCUUAAGAAAAAAUGAAUUUUGAUUAAACUUUGCCUUUUGUUUUUCUGAUUUCUUUUGAGAGAGAAUUUGGGCAAGCAUGUGCGUUACUUGCAUUACACAAGGUUCUUUUUUUAAAGGUUUGUUGGGUAAUUAGUAAUGAAGAUUGGUGAGUUUGUUGAUGACUUGUUGUUUGCUUUGGUUUGUAGAAUGGCUAUGGCGGGUUUACUUAUAAAAGCUGUCACCAAACCGACAUGCCCAGCAAUGGUUCCUCUCAGGUAAACAUUCAAUUGACAUAUUAACAGGUAACUGAGGUCGUGAAAUGAUAGUUGAAGAUGACACAGAUAUCAUAUUCCACUCACAAACUUCAAGACCAAAAAUCAAUAAAUGGUAGGUUCAAAUGUUCAACAGAUGAACCAAAGAACUGAUCACCCACAGAUUACAAAUCAACUGAACAACCGAUCACUUGAUCAACCAACUAAAACACAAUAAAUCAAGUACAGAGACAAGUGACAGCCAGUCAACCAGGCAUUGACCACCAAGCUGAAAGACUGAUGGCCUUACUGAACACCCAACCUACUGAAAAACAACUAACCAACCUGAUGAUGAAUUUACUGCUAUAAUUCAAUCAAAUAUGAGAGUAACUGUGGACUAAAGAAGCAAGUGAAAAUCUUCUUACUUGUAGAAGUCUUGAAAUGCACAGUGAAAGAAGUAGAAAAAAUAUAUUAUCUAGCUGUACAGUAUGACUAUCACCAUCAGUGUAAAACACAAAAUUAUGAAGUUUACUGAUCUAAUUUUCAAAUGUUCUUUCAGGCUCAAACAAGUUUUUCGUGUUGACAAUAGUUCGCUUAAAGAAAUAUUCUCAAAGUAAGUUUCCUCACAAAUGUUAAUGACCAAACUCACAUGACCUUACAUUUUUAUAGUGCAGAUAAUGCAGAAUGAUGAAGUAGUUUUGAAUUGAAGAGAAGCUUCUGAAAGAGGCAUUAUGUACUUUUUGAAACAUUUUCUACUUAGAUUUACACUUAUUGUAGGACUAACUUUCACCUCCCACCGCAUGGUUGGCUGUUUUUGCUGUUUGGUGAUGCUCUUGUACCUAGACACUAACCAUGCUCACCUCUUGGACCCUUGCAGUUUGCUGGCUUGUGGUUCAACUUGAGACAAUCGCAUCCCUUAUGUUAAGGGAAACUUACAUUCUUUCUUUUUCACUUUCAAUUCAGGAUUGAGAUGAAAAUUGUCAAAGGAAUGGGUAGAGAACCAAGGGAGUGCUUUUUGCUGGAAGAUGGACGACACCUUGUCCCCAAAGGAAUUUUCUUUAUUAAACGUAUUCAAGGUAAGCAAUCAUCAUUCUGUUUCAAUCUAAAUCCAUCACAGGCCCACUUCCAUCUCAAACUAUACAAGUCACAUGUGGCACUUCACUUCCACCACUAUACCUCAGCACUUCUGGAAAACUCCACUUCUGCCACAAGACUUUUCCUCCUCACAGAAUUUCUCUAGACUAUGCACAGCCCCUCCUUUUCAGCAAAAUCUGUCGUGCACCUUGUGGAACUCUGGGAGUGAGGUGCACAAAAAGUCGGUAUUGAAUCCCGCCUCCACUAUGAAACAAAUGCACUAUUGAAUUUUUUUUUUAUCUACAGAACCUUGGACUUAUGCUCACAGUCGCUCUGCUAAGCAGUUAUAUUUUUACAACAAAGACACUCAUGAGUCCACGUUUGAAAUUCCCAGAGAUUCAGUGGCUUCUUUCAAGUAAGUGAACCUCAGAUAUAAGAGCUGUCUUCAGUUUAUUUAGCAUAAAUUGUCUGGUAAGCAGAAACACUCUUAGCUAUGUUGGUUAUCUGAAAGUCUGUCACUAACUAAUUUUGGUUUUGCUUUGAAAUUUGGUUAGAUUACAUAAAAGCAGAUGCAACUUUUUCAACUAAUGAGAUUUUAAACCUAAACUAGAUGCAAUACUUGGUCAUACUCUUUUUUCCCACUAAUAGUGUAGAUGACAUCUGCUGACUUUGCAUUUUGAUUGGUUCAGUGUAGUGAGAUACUCUUGUGGCUUACUCACUGCCUGCAAUGCAGGGUUACAUUUAAGUUUGAUUGAAAAUAACUGGAAAUUUCUUUUUGUUAAAAAUGCAGAUCAUCACUUGGCACACGGUAUUACUGGCCAUGGGAAGAUGUGGAUUUAAGUCAUGAUGAAGGACCAAGAAUGGAAAGAAAUAACCUCAUUGAAUUCUUCACUGCCGCACAAAAUGAAUUUAUCCAUGGUCCUCCUAGAAAAUAA
Molecule: messenger RNA, 10883 nt
Organism: Pocillopora meandrina
Lineage: Eukaryota; Metazoa; Cnidaria; Anthozoa; Scleractinia; Pocilloporidae
Source: the annotation of a GenBank genome assembly